AUGCCGACCCACAACAAAGCAUCUGUGCCAUUGAUUAUUGUCGAGUACCUUCCAAAUGGAAAUCUCCAGGACUACCUACGAAAUGACCGUUCAAAACGGGAAGUGCGGUAUGGGAAUUUACAUGGGAUCAGCUCCUCCUUGACACCACAUGAUCUGAUAAAGUUUGCAUUAGAUGUGGCUAAUGGAAUGUCAUAUCUUUCAUCAAUGGCGAUUCUCCACCGAGACCUUGCUGCACGAAACAUUUUGGUAGCUGAAGAUAGGACCUGCAAGAUUUCGGACUUUGGCUUUGCAAAGGAUGUCAUCAAAACCCACACUUACGAAAAACAAUCGCAGGGACGCUUGCCAAUUCGCUGGAUGUCCUCAGAAGCUCUAUUUGACAACAUAUUUACCACACAGUCUGAUGUCUGGGCGUAUGGCGUCUUGCUCUGGGAGAUUGUCACACUGGGUUCCAGUCCCUAUCCUGGUAUGUCAGCCAAGCAGGUGAUGGAAGCUAUAACUGAAGGAUACCGGAUGCCACAACCACCACACUGUUCACUGGGCAUGUACAUCAUCAUGUCGUCCUGCUGGGAAGAGGUCCCAAGUGCACGUUCAACAUUUAAAGACAUCGUUAAUUCCUUGGAUGUCCUCCUGGCCUCAGACAGCGAUGUUCUUACUCUGGGAAAGUUUGAGGAAAAACUGUACGAGGACAUCGACAAGUACAAUGCGGAAGAAAAAUGUUGAAGAAUAUUUCAAAUACAUGUGGUCUCAUUCGGUCAUCAGUAGACAUUGUAGCUUUGCCCAAUAUCAUGAGUAUACCCUCUAUACCAGGGUGGCAGAUUAUAUAAAGAAAAACGGGAAAAUCCACACAGAGCCAAAUGACUGUCU
Molecule: messenger RNA, 864 nt
Organism: Lingula anatina
Lineage: Eukaryota; Metazoa; Brachiopoda; Lingulata; Lingulida; Lingulidae
Biological process (GO): positive regulation of kinase activity; cell surface receptor protein tyrosine kinase signaling pathway; multicellular organism development
Cellular component (GO): signaling receptor complex; plasma membrane
Molecular function (GO): protein binding; transmembrane receptor protein tyrosine kinase activity; ATP binding
Source: RefSeq, a predicted model, not a curated record